AUGUUCAAUUUUGGUAAGCCUGCAUCGGCUGGCUCCAGUGCUUCUGGUGGUCUUUUUGGUCAAAACAACAAUACUGGUAACACGGGAUUAGGUGGAGGAUUUAGCUUUGGCCAGCCUAAUAAUAAUACUGCAAGUGGUGGUAAUACUGGCGGAGGAUUUUCAUUCGGUAAUCAAAACCAGGGAUCUACAACAGGAGGUGGGUUAUUCGGAGCCAAACCUGCUGACAGCGGCACUACUGGUACGGGAUUCAGUUUUGGUAAACCUGCACAGCCUAAUACUGGGGGCGGAGGUCUCCUUGGUGGCAGUAGCGGUGCAAAUAAUACCGGCUCUGGUGGCCUGUUUGGAAACACUAAUAACAGCGGUGGUGGACUCUUCGGUAAUACCAAUACAAAUAACACUGGAGGUGGAGGUUUAUUUGGGAAUACUAGUAGUAACAACAAUACAACUGGCGGUGGCUUAUUUGGUGGUGCCAAUACUAAUAAUAAUAAUAAUAAUACGAACACCGGAGGUGGCAGCUUAUUUGGUAAUACGAACAAUAGCACAAACACCGGAGGUGGUGGCCUAUUUGGCAACACAAACAACAGCACGAAUACAAAUACCGGAAGUGGAGGGUUAUUUGGUAGCACCAAUACCAACACUGGUGGAGGUGGUCUUUUUGGCAACACUAGCAACAACAAUAGUUCUACAGGUACUGGAGGAGGGUUAUUUGGCUCUAAACCAGCAGGCACAUCGUUGUUUGGUAACACUAACAACAACUCUUCAACGACAGGCGGUGGUCUCUUUGGUAGUAAUGCUGGUGGCAGUGCAGGAGGAGGUUCCUCUUUAUUCGGCAACCCUAGCAACACUAGCAACACUAAUACGAUGGGUGGUGGUCUUUUCGGUUCCAAGCCUGCCGGAAGUUCAUUGUUUGGUAACAAUCCCUCAAACGCCGGUUCUGGUGGACUGUUUGGUACGCAGCAGCAGCAACAAGCACCUCCACAAGCUGCUAUAAAUUCAAUUUCUCAGCUUCCGAUUACUACUAUGACAAGAAUAAUAGAUCUUCCCCCUCAACUACGUCAAGAGAUAGAACAAUUGGAUCAAUACGUGCAGAGACAAGUGCAAAUUUCACAACAUUUGAAAGCAGACACAGAAGAACAUAUGGAGCUAAUUGGUUCAGUUCCCAGAGACAUUGCAUAUCUACUAAAAUUCGAAUCCCUAGCCAACCAAUCACUGGCGCAAGAUCUAAGGAAAUUGACAUCUAUCAAAGAAAUUACAGAUGCAAACUUAACAGAUACACAGACAUUUGCCAUAAUAUUACAACAACUACUGACGCCAGGUAGUAAAAUUUCAUCGAUGGAGUUGGACAAAUUUUUCCACCAUAAACUUCAAUCUUAUCAAAGCAAGUUGGACGAAUAUUUCCGUGUACUCUCUGACAUUGAAAGUGCAGUUAAUGGUAUCGAUAGUGAUGUUUUUGGAUCUAAGGCCGAUGGAUUCCAAGGUGGCACUUCAAAUGAUUCCUUGGAUGUUUUCGCAGUGAAAACCGGUUUAAACGCAUUAGUUUCUACAGUGGUGGAGGAGUUCCAAUUGUUUAUGGACACCGCUGAAAGAAUAGCAGAAUUGCAUCAAAAGAUGAAAGAAGUUACGGCUGAUCGCCUUCUAGUAUAG
Messenger RNA from Zygosaccharomyces rouxii, 1644 nucleotides. RefSeq names its product FG-nucleoporin NUP49 (gene NUP49). Gene Ontology annotation, cellular component: nuclear pore. Bases 1 to 1644 code for a protein of 547 amino acids. NCBI's taxonomy places the organism in Eukaryota, Fungi, Ascomycota, Saccharomycetes, Saccharomycetales, Saccharomycetaceae. The transcript has a single exon. Gene Ontology annotation, molecular function: structural constituent of nuclear pore. The record is from RefSeq and is a predicted model, not a curated record. Gene Ontology annotation, biological process: nucleocytoplasmic transport.